AUGAAUACUGAAUCCACGCGUCAAUACAACUUACCUAGACCGUUAUCAAAUACAACAACGACAUUAAUUAAACUAGCACAUCAGCAACCAUUGGUUAUUCCCGAUGCUCAAGAACUGUUAUCAAUAAAGGCUGAUCUAGAAGCGCUGUUACCACUUGCUGAAAACAGAGCUCAAGAUCUUAAAAGAGGACUCAAUAAAUUGGAUGGCAAUGUAAAGAUUUAUGACAAUGGAGAAGUCAAUGCGGAAAACACAAAGAUAAAGCAAGAAUCAGACGAUUAUUCUGAUUCACUUUUUAUACCAAAGAAUGACCAACAGAGUAGACAAGCUGCAUUAGAAGCCAUUAGAAGAAGACGAAGACGAGAGGAUACAGAGAGCGCUGAUGAAGGAGCACGACGAAGCGAAUCACCUCAUUUAAAAAUGAAAAGAAUGGAACCCUUACAACGACAGUAUGCUCAAAGUAUGUCACCGCCUACUCUACACAACGACUUGAAAAAGAAAAAACACGCAUCACCUUCUGUCAAUGCGCGGGCGCAACAGGACCAGUCAAAGGAAGAGCUGGAUUUUGUCAGAGUGAAGCCAAAAGAUCAGGUGCCUAUCGCGACCUUUUGGACAGCAAUGGAGCCCUAUUUUCGUCCACUGACAGAAGAAGAUCGACAGUUUCUAUUGGAAAAAUCAGAUACAGGAAAGCCUUUUCUAAUACCACCUCUUGGAGAGCAUUAUCUAGAUCAAUGGGCUAGAGAAGAUCAGUUACUGCAGCAGCAAACAAAAUCACCGCUUAAUUCAAGGCAUAGCUCUGUAGAUCCUCAAUCACAACAGCAGCAGCAACAGCAGCAACAACAGAAGCUAAAAUAUAUAAAGGAGCCAAUCACUGACGAUCAACUACUGCAGGAUGAUUUAAGUUCAGGGUCGUUAACAGAACGAUUACUAUCUAGUCUGGUUGCUGAAGAUAUCAUUGAUCCUUCAGAACUGAAAAGGGAAGCAGAUGAAGUAGACGUAGAAGAAAAUACUGAAGAUCAAGCUACACAAAGUAAAAGUGUGGAUCGAGUAUUAGAAAUAGUGGAUUUUGAAGAGAGAUUAAAAAGAGAGCUUCGAUAUGCAGGGCUAUUUGGAGAUGAUGAUGUUGACUGGAAUGCAAGAGAAGAUGACGAAAUUUGCGCAGAAUUACGUGCACUUGGGCGCGAAUAUAAAGAACAAUUGAAAAUAAAUGAUUACCGAAAGAAGAAGCUAUUAGAAAUAGUGGAUUGCCAGCUGCAGUAUGAACAAUACAGACAGGUGUUAGAUACAUUAGAUAAUCAAGUAGAACAAGGUUACAUAAAGCGAUUUCGUAACCAAAAAUCAAAGAAACGUAAAGCAACUUCAGGGCAGAAAUCGACUUUAUCUGAAAACGCCAUUUAUGCAAUGGAAAAAAGAAGGACAUGGAUCAAUGCACUUGGAGAGAUAUUCAAAGAUAAGAAUCUCGUCAUGCCUUCUAAAUCCAUUUAUUCCCCAGAAUCUUCAGCAACAACAACAACGGACGAAAAUGAUAAUAAUAAUAAUAGUAAUAAUAAUAGUUAA
Messenger RNA from Rhizopus microsporus ATCC 52813, 1554 nucleotides. RefSeq lists its product as uncharacterized. The record is from RefSeq and is a predicted model, not a curated record. Lineage: Eukaryota; Fungi; Mucoromycota; Mucoromycetes; Mucorales; Rhizopodaceae. Gene Ontology annotation, biological process: regulation of transcription by RNA polymerase II. The coding region runs from base 1 to 1554 and encodes 517 amino acids. The transcript is spliced from 7 exons. Gene Ontology annotation, cellular component: SAGA complex. Gene Ontology annotation, molecular function: transcription coactivator activity.